Molecule: messenger RNA, 1280 nt
Organism: Neocloeon triangulifer
Lineage: Eukaryota; Metazoa; Arthropoda; Insecta; Ephemeroptera; Baetidae
Exons: 2
Coding region: 138-1145 (335 amino acids)
Source: RefSeq, a predicted model, not a curated record
GCCGCCAAAACAUAGACAGAGUCACCCGGCAGCGGUGCACUUGAAGACUUGCGGAGACGCGCCAUCUGGAGUAACGGGACCGCGCGUCGAGUGUUUUGUUCAGUCGAGUGAGGAGCAAAAGGAAGCGAGCUAGAAUUAUGGGAAGAGCCACGCGGCUGCUCGGCGUGUUCCUCGUGCUGGUGGCCAUCGGCCUCGGCGACGACGAGCCGCCCAAGUGGUCGUCGGCCAAGACCGACAGCAACCCCCAACCGCCUCCACCUCCAGGACCCGAAGGCCGGAACCGCGAGGGCAAGAACUUGCUGGCCGAUUUGAUUGGCCUGGGCACAGGACCUGAGACGGAUCCGUACCUGGCCGCGGCCAACUCGCAGUGUCUGAACGGCGACCUGGCCGAGUGCUUCAAGUCGCGCGCCCUCGCCUCCAUGGAUGACUUUUUCCAGCAGGAGCGGUACCAGUUGGGCGACCACGCCAGGGUGGUUCGUCUGCCCGGCUGGAGGCAGCGCGUCGGCAAACAGUACGAGUUUUCGUCCAGCACCCCCAGGGCGGAGGAGACUGAGUGGGACCACUUUACCAAAUUCUUGAUGCGCAAGGCCGAGGACUUCGUCCGAUCUGCGGCUAUCGAAGUCAACGUGCCGCAGGAGCUGCUCGGACAGGAGCACGGACGCUUCGCGCCCCGCUUCGUGGAUGAGAUCGCCAGCGAAAUUGACAUCAUUGAGGACAAGACUGAAAAUUCUUUCUCUCGUACCAAGCUUAAGAAGCUCUUCAUCCCCCUGCUGAUCAUCCUCAAGCUGUUCAAGCUGAAGCUGCUGCUCUUCCUGCCCUUCAUCCUUGGUUUGGCUUCAUUCAAGAAAAUCCUUGGCUUCCUUGCCCUCGUCGUUCCCGGCCUCAUCGGCUUCUACAAACUCUGCAAGCCCAACAUCCAGGGCCCCUACGGCAACUACGGCCACAGCAAUUUCUACAGCCAACCACCCGUUGCGGCGCCGCAAUAUCCCUAUUACGGCGGCGGCGGCUCUUUCUACGGCCGCGACACCAACAAUCUGCAGACGGCGGCUUCGUCCCACGCCUCAUCCCCAGUCUCAUUCAGGGACCCCGAAGACCACCGAGACUCGCACCAAAUCGCUUACCAGGGAUAUCCCCAGUACCAGUAAAUUUUUACAGAAAAAAAUUAUCAUUUAAUUUUGAGAAACGAUCAGUGCCACAAUUUAAUCAAAUUAUUAUUUGGCAAAUUCAUUUUUAAUUCAUCUUGUGCCAGAGGAUUUUAAUAUUUUUUUUUUUUUUUUUUU